UGCAAAUGAUCCAAAUUAUGGACAAAGUUUGGCUCAAAGAAGGUCUUGAUUUACGAAUGAUUACAUUCUUAUGCACUGCAACCGACUUUCGGAAAGGAAUGAUAGAAAUGGUUCCAAACAGCGAAACGUUACGCAAAAUCCAAUUAGAGCACGGAUUGACCGGUUCUUUCAAAGACCGGCCAAUUGCCGAAUGGCUUCAAAAACACAACACCUCUGAACUCGAAUACCAUCACUCAGUCGAGAACUUUACGUAUUCGUGUGCCGGCUAUUCGGUGGCCACUUAUCUAUUAGGCAUUUGCGAUCGACAUAACGAUAAUAUAAUGCUCACCACUUGCGGUCAUCUCUUUCACAUUGAUUUCGGCAAAUUCUUGGGCGACUCACAGAUGAUGGCCGGAUUUAAAAGAGAUCGCGUGGCGUUUGUUUUGACACAAGACAUGGCGUAUGUCAUCAAUGGU
Molecule: messenger RNA, 455 nt
Organism: Medioppia subpectinata
Lineage: Eukaryota; Metazoa; Arthropoda; Arachnida; Sarcoptiformes; Oppiidae
Source: the annotation of a GenBank genome assembly